AUGGAUUUCACGUGUACCAAUGCACCUAGAUAUUUUCCUGAAGAACCUCUGGUGUUGGGAUGUAAUUUCUCGCAGGAAGGGCGGUACCCGCAUGGGCAAAUGGCUACCGUCGGAAGCUUUGACGCGUGGCUGGCUUCCGCGAGCAGCAUCAACUGCGACUCCCAAAAGUUCCACCAACUGUCGAGCUGGCCCACGGCACCUUCGUUGACUCCAACUGCAAAUGACGCGUCUGGGUUCCCGAGAAACGGCAAUGUCCACCCAAAGCAUUCGAAACAAAAUUUAUCUAAGGAAGGACAGUGCCUUAGCCUUCUUACGGCAGAGCUGCGGGAAAUACAUGGGGAGGUGCAGCCACCUAACGCACGGCAUCCAUGUGACGAUAGCAAGCAGCGCGUGGAAAGCUUCAACGGCUGCCCACGCCUCCCACGUGCCAUGUCCGAACCCGAGCAGCUGCGCGCUGGGUGCGCCUUCUGCUUGAGCCUCGUCAGCGUGUUUCGGAUUCCAAAUGUUAAUAUGCACACGAAUCCAUCCAUCCAUCACAAGGUGUUACGGUGCAAGAACUGGUGUCUCUCCACACGCGACCACUGCUCAGGUUACGACCUGGCAACGCUUCCCGAGCGUGAUGUUAUAUCACCCCCAACUGAAUACGGAAGAGCCCUUUGUACCAUGGAGUCAAGCUGCGACACAUCGUUGUCGUACAGCGCGCUUACGGCUGCGGGCUCUGUCACGCGCAUUAGGAGCGAUCAGCUUGACCAGACACAACCUGGCGCUGCAAAAAGGGCGGCGGCGGAUGGGGCAGAAGCCUGCCGUUACGUGCCAGUGGAUUCCUCAACUUCCGGAUUGACGACGGCGGCGAUUGCCACCUACUCCGCAUCCAAGGCAUCUACCGCACAGGUUCAGUUUCACAAGUCCACUGUACUAGGUUUUCGCAGCGAAGGGAGUCGUACAUCGGAAAAGCGCAACAUGUACGACGGAACCGUACGGGGCGGCUGUCCACGAAAAGCCGGGUGGCGUGGCGGCGGCAGCGGCAGCAAUGCAGGCAGUGAGGGCAGCGGCGACGUUUAUCCGGAUCGAGGACAGGGACAGGCGCCGUACGUGCUGCUCCCGCGCUACAAGGAGUCUGUCCUCCUGGCUGACAUGCUGAAGAAUGCGCUGUGUCGAAACUGA
Messenger RNA from Volvox carteri f. nagariensis, 1164 nucleotides. RefSeq lists its product as uncharacterized. The record is from RefSeq and is a predicted model, not a curated record. The coding region runs from base 1 to 1164 and encodes 387 amino acids. The transcript is spliced from 2 exons. Lineage: Eukaryota; Viridiplantae; Chlorophyta; Chlorophyceae; Chlamydomonadales; Volvocaceae.